ACUACGGGGAAGAUUUCUGGCGCAAGCGCUCUUCAAGCCGGAGCGCAGAAGUCGCCCCCUGGUGGCCGCCUCCACUUCCGGACACGUCCGUGCGCGCUGGUCACGUGGCGGCCUCCCUUUCCGGCUUCGCUUGGGGCCUGACUGGGCGCUCCUUGAGGCUCGUUGCCGCGUGAGGGGAACCCGUCGCCAUCAUGCCGGUCUAUUUCCAGCGGCCCGAGAACGCCCUAAAGCGGGCGAAUGAAUUUCUGGAGGUUGGGAAGAAGCAACCUGCUCUUGAUGUUCUCUACGAUGUUAUGAAAAGUAAAAAACACCGAACAUGGCAAAAGAUACACGAACCAAUUAUGCUAAAGUAUUUGGAGCUCUGUGUGGACCUUCGCAAGAGCCACCUGGCAAAGGAAGGGCUAUAUCAGUACAAGAACAUCUGCCAACAGGUGAAUAUCAAGUCACUGGAGGAUGUAGUUCGGGCUUAUUUAAAAUUGGCAGAAGAGAAAACUGAAGCUGCUAAAGAAGAGUCCCAACAGAUGGUACUAGAUAUAGAGGACCUGGAUAAUAUUCAGACUCCAGAGAGUGUUCUUCUAAGUGCUGUAAGUGGUGAAGACACCCAGGAUCGUACUGAUCGGUUACUUCUGACUCCUUGGGUUAAAUUUCUGUGGGAAUCAUACAGACAGUGUUUGGAUCUUCUUAGGAACAAUUCUAGAGUGGAACGACUUUACCAUGAUAUUGCACAGCAAGCUUUCAAGUUCUGUUUGCAAUAUACCCGUAAGGCUGAGUUUCGCAAACUCUGUGACAACUUAAGAAUGCAUUUGGGACAGAUCCAGCGUCAUCACAAUCAAAGUACGGCUAUCAACCUCAAUAAUCCAGAGAGUCAAUCAAUGCAUUUGGAGACCAGGCUUGUACAGUUAGAUAGUGCUAUUAGCAUGGAACUAUGGCAGGAAGCCUUCAAAGCUGUGGAGGAUAUACAUGGUUUGUUCUCCUUAUCAAAAAAGCCACCCAAGCCCCAGUUGAUGGCAAACUAUUAUCAUAAAGUUUCUACUGUAUUUUGGAAAUCAGGAAAUGCACUUUUUCAUGCAUCCACACUUCAUCGUCUAUAUCACCUUUCAAGGGAAAUGCGAAAGAACCUCACACAGGAAGAGAUGCAGAGGAUGUCAACAAGAGUUCUUUUGGCCACUCUCUCGAUUCCAAUAACUCCUGAAAGAACUGACAUUGCUCGACUUCUGGACAUGGAUGGCAUAAUUGUUGAGAAGCAGAGGCGAUUGGCAACACUGUUGGGCCUCCAAGCCCCACCUACACGGAUAACUCUUAUUAAUGAUAUGGUGAGAUUUAAUGUGGUACAGCACGUUGUUCCAGAAGUAAAGGAGCUUUAUAACUGGCUUGAAGUAGAUUUUCAUCCCCUGAAGUUAUGUGGUCGUGUAUGCAAGGUUUUAAACUGGGUAAGAGACCAGUCUGAGAAGGAACCAGAACUGCAGCUGUAUAUUCCUCAUCUGCAAAACAACACCAUCCUUAGAUUGCUUCAGCAGGUGGCUCAGAUUUACCAAAGCAUUGAAUUUUCUCAUCUCACUACUCUGGUUCCUUUUGUGGAUGCUUUCCAACUGGAACGUGCAAUAGUAGAUGCGGCUAGACAUUGCGAUUUGCAAGUUCGUAUUGAUCAUACCACACGAACAUUGAGUUUUGGAUCAGAUUUGAAUUACUGCACUCGGGAAGAUGCUCCUCUUGGGCCUCAGUUGCAAAGCAUGCCUUCCGAGCAGAUUAGGAACCAAUUGACAGCUAUGUCUUCAGCCCUUGCUAAAGCACUUGAAGUGAUUAAACCACCUCACUUGUUGCUAGAGAAGGAAGAGCAACACCAACAGGCUGUUACAGCUUACUUAAAAAAUUCAAGGAAAGAACAUCUGCGUAUUCUUGCGCGCCGGCAAACUAUUGAGGAAAGGAAAGAACGUCUUGAAAGUCUGAACAUUCAGCGUGAAAAAGAAGAGUUAGAACAGCGUGAAGCUGAACUCCAAAAGGUUCGCAAAGCUGAAGAGGAGAGAUUGCGGCAGGAGGCAAAAGAGCGAGAAAAAGAGCGCAUUCUUCAGGAACAUGAGCAAAUCAAAAAGAAAACUGUUCGUGAACGUUUGGAGCAGAUCAAGAAAACUGAGCUGGGAGCAAAGGCCUUCAAAGAUAUUGAUAUUGAAGAUCUUGAAGAAUUGGACCCAGAUUUCAUUAUGGCAAAACAAGUUGAACAGCUGGAAAAAGAAAAAAAAGAACUCCAAGAACGUUUGAAGAAUCAGGAGAAAAAGAUUGACUAUUUUGAACGAGCAAAACGUUUAGAAGAAAUUCCAUUGAUUAAGAGUGCCUAUGAAGAGCAAAGAAUCAGAGAUAUGGAUCUUUGGGAACAACAAGAAGAAGAAAGGAUCACAAAUAUGCAGAUGGAACGAGAAAAGGCCCUUGAACAUAAGAAAAGGUUGUCAAGGAUGGUAGAGGACCGUCAUACAUUUAUAACUAAGCUCAAAACAGCAAGACGAUCUGUUUAUGAGGAAAAACUUAAACAGUUCGAAGAAAGACUAGCAGAGGAAAAGCAUAACCGUUUAGAGGAACGCAAGAGACAGCGCAAAGAGGAAAGGCGCAUUGCUUAUUAUCAGGAGAAGGAGGAGGAAGAACAACGAUUGCGAGAAGAAAAGUUGCUUAAAGAACAAGAAGAAAAAGAACGUGCUGAACGUGAAAAACGUGAGCAAGAAAUGCGUGAAUAUCAGGAACGUGUCAGAAAAUUAGAAGAGGUGGAGAGAAAGAAGCGGCAAAGAGAACUGGAGAUUGAAGAGAGAGAACGUCGCCGAGAAGAAGAGAGGAGACAUCUUGAUGAUCCACUGUCAAGGAAGGAGUCCCGUUGGGGUGAUCGAGAUGGUGAAAGUACCUGGAGAAGAAGUGCUGAACCGGAGUCAGAAUGGAGACGCCCAGCGCCUGAAAGAGAGUGGCGUCGUGGAGAAGCACAGGAUGAUGAAAAACCUAUUCAAAAAGAUGAUUCGAAUACACGGGCUACAUCAGAAGACAGAGAUCAGUCUCCUGAUGAAGCACCAGAUGACAAAGCCUUGAAGCAUGAUCUUGAUGAAGAUAAAGGUCCUAGAAAAAUCCUAGAUGAUGAUAGAACAAGUUGGCGCUCACCAGGUGAUGACAGGGGCCCCAGGCGUGGCCUAGAUGAAGAUAGAGGCCCCAAGCGCAGCCUGGAAGAUAGCAGAGGCCCCAGGCGCGGCCUGGACGACGACAGGGGGCCCAGACGUGGCCUGGACGACGACAGGGGGCCCAGGCGAGGCCUGGAUGACGACCGGGGACCCAGGCGCGGCCUGGACGAUGACAGACCCAGUUGGCGCAACACAGACGAUGACAGGGCUCCCAGGCGUGGAUUGGAUGAUGACAGGGGUCCCAGGCGUGGCUUGGAUGAAGAUAGGGGGCCUAGGCGUGGCUUGGAUGAUGACAGGCCAAGUUGGAGAACCACAGAUGAAGAUAGGGGUCCAAAGCGUGGCUUAGACGAUGACAGAAUGUCAAGGCGUGAUGAUGAUCGUGGACUGAGACGUGUUGAUGAUGACAGAGGUCCUAGACGGGGAGAUGAUUCCAGACCUGGUCCUUGGAGACCAUUUGGUAAACCAGGUGGAUGGAGAGAACGAGAAAAGGCUCGAGAGGACAGCUGGGGACCUCCCAGAGACUCCAGACCUUCAGAAGAUCGUGAAUGGGAUAGAGAUAAAGAUCGUGAUGAGAAUGAAAAGGACCGAGAAUUUGACAAAGACCGUGAUUUUGAUCGGGAAGACCGUUUCAGGCGUUCUAGGGAUGAUGGUGGCUGGAGAAGAGGACCAGCUGAGGAGGCUUCAAGCUGGAGGGACUCCGGCCGUCGUGAUGAAUGGGACAGAGGUGGCCGUGACUCUAGAGAUGACCGGGGUCGUGAUCUUCGAGAUCGGCGUGGCGAAGAAAGGGAAAGAAGAGGGCCACCUCCCAGGGCAGACAGAGAGGAAGUGAGCUCUUGGAGACGUGGUGAGGAAAGAAAGGAGGAACGUGAAGAACGUGAAACUGUUCGAAGACCACUUGCUGUAGCUCCUCCUUCUGCAACUUCUGUUUCCAAAGAGCGAGAAAAAGAUGGUGAGAAGGAGAAAGGUGCCUGGAGAACAGAAAAAGAACGGGAAGCCCUUCGUCGCACUAAAAAUGAAACAGAUGAAGAUGGUUGGACCACCGUGCGGCGUUAAGUUCAAAGCCUAAAUGGUUUUAAGUUGGUGUUUAGCAUCAGUUUGAUAACAGAUUAUAAUAUUGGUGCUUUAACACUCUGAAUUGGAAUUCUUUAACAAAAUUUUCUAGGUAAUGUGAAGGCAUGAAACUCUUACUUGUAUGUAACCUGAUCAUGCAUAGAACUUGCAACUAAAAGUUGGAAAUUAAAUACUGGUUAUCUGAAAUUUCAAAUGUUGUGUAUGUCACAGAUCACUUGGUGGUAAGAAAUAAAACAUUGGACUCUGUACUUCUGUUUGAGUGGCAAGUAUAUCUCUGUUAAAAACACAAUUGAAAUUUAUUUUAAGUAGCUUUUCAUCUGGAAAUAAGUAUGUUUGGAAUUACAUUUUUAGUACUUAAAAAUGAUAAUUUUGUGAGGCCAUAGUGGUAAGCAUAAACACUUCCUACUUGGGGUAUUUUGUUGGCAAGAGGUUUUCACUGCUAGUAUUCUGUGAAUUCAGUAUGUUUUAAUUUGAAUUACAUACAGUAAAUAUUACUGAUGUUCAGCUACACUGGGACAUUUUUGUAGACUCUACUUGAAUUCAUAUACUUAUCAAGCCAUUUUACAAUACCAGUUUUCACAGUGAAUGCUACUGCAGUGUCAAAACAACCAAUGACAAUUUGAAAGCAUUUGAAUGAACACCACUGAGGGCUCCCCCCCCCCACUGCAUAUAGACUCUGCUUUUUUCUGUUACGGAUAAUUCAUGCCUUUUCCAAGCAUUUAUAUUAUAAUGUCCUAUUUCAAGUGUGUGGUUGGAGGAAAUGCUCACUCUUCCUUUAUUUCCCAAUUUCUUGUCUUCAGAGUAAGUGCUUUACCUUUAAACCAAGUGCUUUGUAGUAAGGGCUGGUUGACUUCAAUUUGGGGUAUUGAAUUAGUAAAGUUAGUGAUUGUUUUCAAUUGAAGCCAACACAGGACUUGCUGCUAUGUGUUAAAUUUCAGUGAUAAAUAAACUUAACAAAAUAAGACGA
This is a messenger RNA of Pogona vitticeps (central bearded dragon), 5187 nucleotides long. The record is from RefSeq and is a predicted model, not a curated record. NCBI's taxonomy places the organism in Eukaryota, Metazoa, Chordata, Lepidosauria, Squamata, Agamidae.